AUGGCGUUCAGUGAGGCUCCGUGUGACAGCAGUAAGGCUAAACUAGAUCUUCAUCUCUUCACACCGCACCGAGGAGACACACUGUGAGAUAACUGCAAAGUUUCAGCUACAAGGAAAGAAAAUGGCCGAGAAGAGAAAGACGAGGAGGGGAUCCUGCUCUUCUGAACAGCCAAUCAGCUCGAGUGGUGACACGAUCAGUUCACAGAUGAGUGAAGCCUCGGGUCCCAGCCUUGUCUCCAUAAAGGAUGAUGGAUCAAUGUUCCAGCCGCCCACGUUUGGUGUUGAAAAGACACAAAGUUCACAGAUGAGUGAAGCCUCGGGUCCCAGCCUUGUCUCCAUAAAGGAUGAUGGAUCAAUGUUCCAGCCGCCCACGUUUGGUGUUGAAAAGACACAAAGUUCACAGAUGAGUGAAGCCUCGGGUCCCAGCCUUGUCUCUAUAAAGGAUGAUGGAUCAAUGUUCCAGCCGCCCACGUUUGGUGUUGAAAAGACACAAAGCCCGCUGAUUGUGGAACCGUCUAGAAAGAAACUCCGAAAAGAUCCUGAAUGCCAGAGAGAUACAGAGGAAGACACUGAGGGCAGCCAUUUUUUGAAAGCAAAGAAGAAUCUUAAAAAAGCAAUGCAGAGGGAAUAUACCCUCACAUUUGAAGGUAACGGUGACCAAGAGAACCGUUUGGACAGCAUCUACACAACACUCUUCAUCACCACGGCAGAGAGUGAAGGGCCACAUGAGGAACAGUCGUUCAGACAAACCAAACAACCACAAUCUUCUGAACAAUCAGUCAAGCUCAGUGAAAUCUUGAAUCCUUUGCCAGGCCAGGAGACACCAAACAGAACCGUCCUGACGAAGGGCGUUGCAGGAAUUGGAAAGUCAUUUUCUGUGCAGAAAUUCAUUCUUGAUUGGGCCGAGGAGAGAGAAAACCAGGAAGUUGAUUUUGUUUUCAAUAUCGCCUUCCGAGAGCUGAAUUUGAGUCCCGAUAACAAAAGCUUGCACGAGCUCCUGACUGAAUUUCACCCUGCGAUCCAGGAUCUGAAAGAAUCAGAAGAUUUAGUCAAAGCCAAGGUUAUAGUGAUCCUGGACGGUCUGGAUGAAAGCAGACUUCAGCUGGACUUCAAGAACAGGCCGGUGACAUCUGUCAGUGAAGUAACAUCUGUGGGUAACCUCAUAGUAAACCUCAUCCAGAGGAACCUUCUUCCUAAUGCCAACCUCUGGAUAACGACCCGUCCAGCAGCAGCCAGUCAGAUCCCUUCAAAGUUUGUUGACAUGGUGACGGAGAUAAGAGGGUUCAGUGACCCACAAAAAGAAGAAUACUUCAAGACGAGGUUCCGUCAGGACUUGGGUCUCGCUGACAGGAUCAUUUCGCACAUUCGCUCAUCUCAGAGUCUUGACAUCAUGUGCCAGAUCCCGAUCUUCUGCUGGAUUGCUGCCAUAUUAUAUGAGGAGAUCUUUGGGGUAGAAGAGAAAGCUGAAACUCCUCAAACUCUAACAGAGAUGAUGGCGCAUUUCCUGUUUGCCCAGACAAAACGCAGAAGAAGAAAAUAUAAACAGAAGACAGAGAAAAACAAAGAGAAACUUCUGAAGACACACAAGGAAUUCCUUCUGAAACUCGGUAAGCUUGCAUUUGUUCAGCUGCAGAAGAACAACCUCAUCUUCUAUGAAGAAGACCUGGAAGAAUGUGGCAUUGACAUACAAGAAGCAACCGUGUACUCUGGAUUUUGCAACACCGUUUUUAGGGAAGAACAAGUCUUUCACAAGAAGAAGGUCUUCUUCUUUGUGCACCUGACCAUACAGGAGUUCUUUGCAGCUCUUUUUGUCUUUGAAUGUUUCACAAACAGGAACACAAAAGAGCUCGGCAACUUCCUCGAAGCGGAUGACAAAGAACAUACUUUACUUGAUCUUCUGAAGAUGACAGUUGACAAAGUGUUGGAGAACGGCCACCUGGACUUCUUCUUGCGAUUCCUCCUUGGCCUCAUGGUUGAACCAAACUGGAGAGUCCUUCAGGGUCUGCUGACACCGCCGGACCCAAGCCAAGAUACCGAAAAGAAAAUCUUGACUCACCUCAAAGCCAUCCGACGAAAGGCCCUGUCUCCAGACAGCUGCAUCAACCUCUUCCAGAAUAUGGUCGAGAUGAGAGACCACAAAGUCAAAGAUGAGAUACAAGAAUAUCUCAAGUUGUCAGAUCGUUCAAAAACAGAGCUGACUCCCCUGCACUGCUCUGCGCUGGCCUACAUGCUGCAGGUAUCAAAGAACGAUCUGGAUGUGUUGGACUUGAAGAGUUACAACACAACGGAUGAAGGCAGAAGGAGGCUGAUACCAGCUGUGAGGAGAAGCAGAAAGGCCAUACUAGCAGACUGCAAAGUGAAUGAAGAGUGGAUUAAGCAUCUGGCCUUUGGUCUUAAGUUCCCCUACUUACCUCUGAGAGAACUGGAUCUGAGCAACAACGACCUGAAAGAUUCAGGAGUAAAGCUGCUCUGUGAUGGACUGUCCAGUCAACACUGCAGACUUGAAACGCUGAGGCUGUCAGGUUGUCAGAUCACAGAGGUUGGCUGUGCUUCUCUGGCCUCGACUCUACGUUCAAAGACCUCCCAGCUGAUGGAGCUGGACCUGAGCUACAAUCACCCAGGAGUCUCAGGAGAGAAGCUGCUCUCUGAGCUGAGGAACGAUCCACAGUCCAAGCUCAGCACUCUCCAUCUUGAUCAUGGCGGAAGUCACCGGAUGCAACCGGGCUUCAAGAAAUAUGCCUGUGAGCUCACUUUGGACCCCAACACAGCCCACAGGAACCUCCUUCUCUCUGAAGGGAACAGAAAGGUGACCUGGGUGGAAGACCAGCAGCGAUACCCCGAUCAUCCAGAAAGGUUUGAUCGCUGCCAACAGGUGCUGUGUGAACAGGGUCUAGAGGAGCGAUGCUACUUGGAGGUCGAGGUGAUGGAGCCCUUCGAGAUUGGGUUAACGUACAGAACCAUUGGCAGGGAAGGGGAUGGGAAUGAUUGCAAGCUGGGACGCAACGACAAGUCUUGGAGCAUGACUUGCUCAGAUAAUGGUUGUUUUGUCCUGCGCAACGACAAAAGUAUCAGUAUAUCGUCCCUGUGCUCGCGAUCCAGUCGGGUGGGGGUGUAUCUGGACUCGCCGGCUGGCACUCUGUCCUUCUACAGAGUUUCCUCCGACAAGCAGAUCCGCCUCCAUACCUUCAAAGCGGAGUUCAAAGAGCCCCUCUAUCCUGCUGUUGGGCUUCGCACUCAUUCCUCUGCAGCAUUUUGUCAGCUAACGUAGACCAUUCAGCAACCGAAGGUGUAGAUUUGCAAGUAGAUGGCUGGGACCAACACACAUGCUUGCUAUAAGAUGUGUCCGUCCAACAGGUAACUUAUGGUUAGACUGAUUUAGCUGGUUGAAUAGGCACCAAAGGUAGUCAGUGAGAGAGCUGUCAGUGAUCAGUGAUCUUGUUUCUCCAUGUCUUUUCCUUUACCUUUUCGUUUGCCUUGUGCGACGGGCCGACAACAACCGUAACGUGAAACAAAACAGUCAGUCAUCAGACAUGAUUCCAUUUGUAUAUAAAGGAAAUGCUAACAUGGAAAGAACCACAUAGCUUAGCCAACAACGAGCUUGUGUAACAAAAGCUAACAUUCCUGUGAGACCACAAAAUUAAGAAAACGUCCACCACUUUGACAGCAUAUGUGCAGAAUUUUAAUAACUGUCAACAAAGUGAGAAAAUACGACCAAAUACAGAAACGCCCCACAACACGAGAGCACAUUCACUGAGAAAUAUUGUCAACUAUCACCUGGAGAGAAAGGUUAAGAUCAGAUAAGUCGCUAAGUUGGCAUCAAUGCAUGUGCUAUGUGCCUCCUGGCUGCAUUGAAAUUAAUGGGGCGCCAUCUUGAAACAUGGCAUGCGAAAUUAGUGCAAGUUUAAAUAUUUCAACAGGGGCAACACAUUCAGUGAAGCUUUGUCGUGGAGAAUAAAAUAUUGAACCUCAUAUUUGAACAGAGACCAGACGAAAGCUGUGUAUAAAUGUGUGUGUUUUAACCAUAGACGUCUAUGGUAAAGAAACAGUAACAGUAGGUUAUUUGAGUGUCGUUGGAACAGCUACAAUGUUGGUAAAGCCUAGCCCUGAUUAAUAAGAAGUCCAUCUAGAAAACAAGCAUUUUAAAAGUGUUUUGCUUGUUGUCUUGCUGACAGACUUGACGAAGCAAGAAUUCAGACUUUAAACAAAUCAACAAUACGAUGUUGUUAUUUCGGCAUCCUUUUUAUCCAUUUAUUAUGAUUAAAUCACAUAAAAGUAUGUUUAUUUUUGUAGAGAAACAGCCAAUAUGUGGCUUGCUAGAUAUACUUCAUUAAAAUUCACAGAGCGCCUCCAGAUGAUGGUAUGAACCCAUCAUCAAUGCGAGGCAAAACAUUUGCUUUGUUUUUGGUGACUUUCCUGAUGUGACUGAAUACGUGGGUGAAUAUGUGGGUGGGCUGUUUUUUAAAAGCUACUUCUUUUACUUGUAAAUAUCCUUUGCAACCCUAUUAUUUCUCAUGAAAAGUCAAAAACUCACUGAUGUAUUUCCACAGUCAGAAGCUCCUGGUAUCUGCUUUACUUUUUAGAUUUGACCAAAUUACUUUUAAAUGUCAAUGCGGUGUUGUAAAUGACUUAUAUGUUUUUAUUGCUGUUAUUGUGUAACUGCCUAGUUAAGCAGAUCAGGAUGAAGAUGAGGGGCUCUUUUUUAUUUUUAUGUAAAUAGGUAUGGAGUUAUAUUUUAAUGGUUUCAGCUUAGUCGGCAGCUGUAUUAAGUUCUGCAGGUUUCCUCGCUCUUAACGCUAUCAACUCUCAGUAACGUUACAUAAUAGGAGACUGUUUUUUGUUUCUGGUUAUUGUUUUUUAAUCUUUUGAGGAUUUGUCACAUUUACAUACAUCUGUACAGUAAAAGAAGAGCUGAUUUUAGUUUAAUCUCCUUUUAAUCUAGUUUAUCUUUAUACUUUAUACUCAGAAUAUAGUCGUAAAAACUGCAAUAAAAACUCUUAGUUUUGCAUUUCAAUAUUAGCUUUGACUUGUAUUUAUAUAAAUGGUGUGUCCGUAAUUCUUCCGGUUUGUGGUGUUUGAAAAGGUCGUUAUAACAUUUGAGGAGAAUUGUAUUAGAGUUUUAGCUGUUUUAUGUAUUUAUCUGCAUCGCCUUUUAACAUUUCAUACAAUUCAUCAGUUCAGUAAUGUAAAGCACCUUGUCAAAUACGAUGACUGAAUAUUUUGUGGCAGAGAAAUCAAGUAAAAUACCUUCUAGAGUUAAGAUUUUUUUAAAUUAUAAUUACACAUAUUCAUAUACAGUAUAUUCAUAUUUGAGUGUUUUCUUCAUAUUUCUAUCGGCUGUCAAAUUAAUUCCCCAUAAAUAAUCUUAAAAUAAAACAUACUGGUAUCAUGUUAAGCACCUUCUAAAAUAAGAAUCAGAUUUCAGCAGUUGACUUUAUUGUAUUAUAUUUGUGUCCUUUAUUCUGCAUGUGUGUGCUGUUUGUGAAAAAGUGAUCUAACAUUUCAUCCUCUUUAAUUGUUUUAUUGUGUUUAUCUGCAUUAACUUUUAGCAUUUGAAGUGUAGACUGUAUCGAUGGUUUUAACCAAUUUUUUUAUCAAGUUGCACCUCAUCAAAUAUUAUGAUGAAAUAUUUUGUGGCUUAGAAAUCUAUUUUAAUACUUUCUAGUUCAGCUUUUAUGUGUCAUUUGACAAGUGCAAAUGUCAAAUAUUCAUGUUCAUGUUUGGGUUUCCACGUUUUAUGUGAAGAGUUAAUUUACAAAAACAGAAAAAAAUAUUUUUUUAAUCAAAGCACUAGUUAGAAAUAAACAUAAAAAUGUAAAAGUAAAAAUUCAGAUGCCUGUUUUUGUAACUGAACUCUUCAUAUAUUUUACUUUUUAUGCUAUAUGUUUUUGAUGCUUCUCAGUGUUUUAAUGUAACCAAAAUAUAAAUCAUAUAAAUCAAUAAAAAAUCAAGAUAU
Anoplopoma fimbria (sablefish) is the source of this 5953-nucleotide messenger RNA. RefSeq names its product NLR family CARD domain-containing protein 3-like. The record is from RefSeq and is a predicted model, not a curated record. The transcript has 11 exons. The coding region runs from base 122 to 3268 and encodes 1048 amino acids. NCBI's taxonomy places the organism in Eukaryota, Metazoa, Chordata, Actinopteri, Perciformes, Anoplopomatidae. Gene Ontology annotation, molecular function: protein binding.